Messenger RNA from Salarias fasciatus (jewelled blenny), 1899 nucleotides. RefSeq names its product kelch-like family member 34 (gene klhl34). The record is from RefSeq and is a predicted model, not a curated record. The transcript has a single exon. Gene Ontology annotation, molecular function: protein binding. Lineage: Eukaryota; Metazoa; Chordata; Actinopteri; Blenniiformes; Blenniidae. The coding region runs from base 78 to 1874 and encodes 598 amino acids.
CUUUAGCCUCCUGCUCCUCUUCUCUCGUUCUUUCCUUCUUUCCACCCUCUCCUGCCUUUAAUCUUCUUCCAUUCUGGAUGGAUAGCUACUCUGUCCUCUACAGUUCCUCACACAGAACCGGGCUUCUUUCCGGCUUCCAGCGCUUGCGCUCCGAGAAGAAGAUGUGCGAUGUCGUCCUGGAGGCCGGUGGCGAGUCGUUUCCGUGUCAUCGGGCCCUGCUAGCCAGUUCUAGCGACUAUUUUUGGGCCCUUUUUGGAGACAACACCACUGAGAGAUUAGCAGGGUCCGUCAGCCUCCCGGCUAUAACGCCCCAGGGCCUGGACGCCAUUCUGGACUUCCUGUACUCCGGCUGGCUCAGCGUCUCACCGCUGACACUUCCUGAUGUCCUGGAAGCAGCGCGGUACCUGCAGGUGGAGACGGCCGUGUCGAUUUGCGAGCGCUUCAUGACUGAUGGUUUGACCUCUGAGAACUGCUGUUGCUAUGCUAAUCUGGCCGAGCACCACGCGCUCUCGGACACUCUUGACGUGGCAAACCAAACUAUUGCCAGCGAGAUGGGGAUUUUAUUAGACAAACACAGGGACGAUCUCCUCGGUUUGAACAGUCAGUCGUUGAUGGCAGUGUUUGACGCAGAUGAGGUGCCGGGUGUCAAAGAAGUGGACCUCAUUAAGCUUGCUUUGGAUUGGCUGGAUGAGAACGGGCCCCUCCCACUCCUCAAAUCAAACCUUCUGCUGAGUCGUUUGCGCUUCGGGCUGGUCGACCCCUCUGACCUGGCUCGUUUAGGUCAGGCACACCGAGCCAUGGCCACACCUCUGAUCAGGAGUCAGGUGACUCGAGCGCUGGAGUACCACCGGUUGGGUUCAGCACAACCAAUCAGACAGAGCAGGCAGACGACACUCAGGUCAUCACCCAAUCGGGUCCUGGUUGUGGGUGGAGGGGCCAGUGCCGAUUGGCCGGAGCAGCAGGUGCUAACAUUUGAUCCCAGGAGCCGGAAGUUUUCGUGUCUGAGCUCUAUUCUCCCGCUCAGACUCAAAAGUCCCUGCGUCUGCUCCGUGGGAGGUUUCCUCUUCGUGAUCGGUGGUGAGGAAGUCAAAGAGGGAGAUGAGGAUGGGAAGAAGUCAGUUGCAGUCACAACAUCUAACCAGGUUUGGAGGUACGAUCCUCGCUUUGACAGCUGGGAGAAAGUGGAGUCCAUGCAGGAGAGACGGGCGCAGUUCACUUGCUGCGUGGUGGAUGACGUCAUUUACGCCAUUGGGGGACAACACACACAACCGGACACCAAUACACACACCUCUUUGGCUUCAGUUGAGUUUUAUGACAUGGCCUUCGGUGCAUGGAGGAGAGGGGCGACAAUGCCUCGCCCUCUUCACGGACAUGCUGCCGCCACGCUUGACAACAACAUCUACGUGUCCGGUGGUCUCCCAGGGAGCCAGGGCAUCAUUCAGGCCAAUGACCCUCAGGAGAGCAGGGGGAGCAGCAAAGACUUCCUGUUCUGGGACUGCAAAGGCAAACUCUGGGAAAAGAGGGCGUCCAUGUCUAUUGCCAGGUUCAGCCACCGCUUAGCAGCGGCCCACGGGUUUCUCUACGCUCUUCUGGGAAUGUACGAGCCUUUCUGCGACAUCGAGCAAUACGAUCCACAGUCAGACCACUGGACGCGACUCCGACCGCUUCUCACAGGCUCCUUCAACUACGGGAUGGUGUCCAUGGCCUCCGGAAACCUGCUGGUGUUUGGAGGGAGGCGGUGGAGUGACGGUCAGGAGGUGAUUGUGAGAAGCACGCUGGAGUACGACACUAAAAAAGAUCGCUGGAGGGAGAUCUGCCAGCUGCCCCGACCUCUCACGGGGAUAGAGUGCACACUGCUGCCUCUGCCAGACUGAAGAGCACCAAAUGUGAAGAGAACAG